Molecule: messenger RNA, 4608 nt
Organism: Anthonomus grandis grandis
Lineage: Eukaryota; Metazoa; Arthropoda; Insecta; Coleoptera; Curculionidae
Exons: 2
Coding region: 1-4608 (1535 amino acids)
Molecular function (GO): nucleic acid binding
Source: RefSeq, a predicted model, not a curated record
AUGGAGGAAAAACAAAAGUUUAUCAAGAGUAGAAGUUCCUUUAAGGGGCAGUUAACUAUUUUUAAAAAGGUUUUUGAGGGGUUUCAGGGUAAAACCUCCUUAAGUGAUGUUGAACUAAGUGAGGUACAAGAAAGGCUGACUAAAUUAGAUAUUCUUUACGAUAAGUUUGAAAAUGUUCAAAAUGAGUUAGAGAUGCUGGCUGAAGACAUAGACGUAGAGCUAAAAGAAAGAUCCAUGUUUGAGGAUGGAUAUUUUGCGUUAAAAUCUCAAGCUAAAGUUAUGUUAAAAGGUUUUACACUCGAAGUGGAUGAUUCUUCUAGUUUAAAUGGUAGUGGUAGUCACAGGAGCAGUCACAGAUCUAAUAACAGUCACCGGUCAAUGUCAGCUGAUUUAAGGGGGGUUAAAUUACCUGUAAUAACAUUGCCUAAGUUCUCGGGGGACUACAAAGCUUGGCUAGAGUUUCGUGAUAUUUUUAGUAGUCUUAUACACGAAAAUGAAACUUUAACAUUAAUUCAGAAGUUUCACUACCUACGUGCAUCACUGGAGGGCGUUGCAGCACAAGUUAUAAGUUCUUUAGAUUUUUGUAGCACUAAUUACAGCAUAGCUUGGACAACUUUGUGCGACAGGUUUAAUAACAACAAAUUACUUGUUCAUUUGCAUUUAAAAUCUUUAUUUGAUCUUGAACCGAUAAAUAAAGAGUCCGCAGAGAAAAUACGGUUUUUAAUUGACAGCGUGUCAAAAAGUUUAAAUGCUUUAACCGCGUUAAAACAAGAAACAGAGCACUGGGGUACUUUAAUUAUGUACUUGGUUAGUACUAAGCUAGAUCCAAUAACAGAUCGUGAGUGGGAAGAAUUUAAGGGCUCUAAAGAUGAAAUUCUUUCGUGGGAAGAUUUAAAGGGUUUUUUGAAGUCGCGUGCUGAUUUAUUAGAGACUUUGGAGCGAAAAGGGGGUCUAGAAGUACACAAUAAAAAGGAUUCGUCUAAGUUUCAGGAAAAAAGAAGGUACGGUCCUGGAUCUAAAACUUUUCAUGCUAAUGAGGUAAAGUGUGUUUCUUGUAAGGGUAACCAUUCGAUUCUAAAUUGCUCUGACUUCUUAAAGAUGUCAGUAAAUGACCGUGUUGACAAGGUAAAGCAAUUAAGGUUGUGUAUAAACUGUUUGAAAGGUGGGCAUUACAGUAGAUUUUGUCGGUUUAAUGCGUGUAAUAAGUGUAAAUUAAAGCAUAAUAUAUUAUUACAUUUUGACACUCCAAAGGCUGCGGAGCCAGAGGUUAGUGCAGACCAACACCAGCAGCAGGUGUCGCUUUCUUCUUUUAAUUCUGAUGUGCAUGUGCUUUUGUCUACAGUUUUAUUGGAAAUUCAGGAUAUUAAUGGAUCUUGGCAUGUUGCUCGUGCACUUCUCGAUUGUGGGAGUCAGUCAAACUUUAUCUCUUUAGAGUUGUGUGAAAGAUUGAAAAUAAAUAAAGAGGACAUACACAUCACUGUAGGAGGGUUAGGCCAGUCUUCUUCUAGGGUAAAAUAUAGGUGCAAUGUAAGUGUUCAGUCUUUACACAAUGGUUUUAGUACGAAUUUGAAUUGUUUAGUGUUGCCUGAGAUAACUGGGUAUAUACCGAGUGUAAAGCUUGAUGUCAGUAGUCUGGAUAUUCCAAAGAACAUUACUUUAGCUGAUCCUUCAUAUCAUAGACCUGGAAAAGUCGAUUUAUUAAUUGGGAAUGAGUUAUUUUAUCAGUUGCUUUGUAUUGGACAAGUAAAUUUGGGUUCUAACAAGCCUAUUUUGCAGAAAACUAGGUUUGGGUGGGUGAUUUCAGGUCCUAUAGUGGGCUUAAGUAAAAAUCCCGAAGUGUUUUGCAAUUUUAGUAUGAAUUCUUCCCAAUCGAGUGUUGAGUUUGAUUUACAGAGGUUCUGGGAGGUAGAGCACGAUUUUUCGAGUGUUAAAAGGGUGUGGUCAGAGGAGGAGAGCGCUUGUGAGGCUCACUUUAAAGAAACAUUCCAAAGGGACAUCGAUGGGCGUUUUAUUGUUUCAAUGCCUUUAAAAGGUCCAAUAGAUAGCUUGGGUGAUUCGUGGGAAAGGGCACGCCAUCGAUUCCUAUCUUUGGAGCGUAAGUUGCAGUCAAAUGCUGAUUUUAAGAGAAUGUACCAGGGUUUUAUGGAUGAAUAUAGGGACCUGGGUCAUAUGAGUGAAGUUGUCUUAGAAGAUGUGAAUAAGUUUGCUUAUUACAUGCCACACCAUGGUGUAAUGAAGAAAGAGAGUUUGACAACAAAAUUGCGAGUUGUUUUUGACUGUAGUAUGCAAACUUCAACUGGUGUAUCACUUAAUGACUUACAGAUGGUAGGGCCUGUAAUUCAACCCGAUUUGAUCAGCAUUUUAUUAAGAUUUAGGGAGUUUCAGUUUGUUGUAUCUGCAGACGUAGCUAAAAUGUAUAGGCAGGUUUUGAUAGCUCCCAACCAACGUAAUCUGCAGAGAAUUCUUUGGCGCGACUCGACCUCAGAUCCUAUUAAAAUCUACAAUUUGAACACCGUGACUUAUGGCCAGGCAUCGGCCAGUUAUUUGGCAGUGCGGUGUAUAUCUCAGCUUGCUGAUGACUGUGAAGCGGAAAGCCCAGGUGUAUCUAAAGUAAUCAGGAAUUCAUUCUACGUGGAUGAUUACCUCUGUUCUUUUGCUUCAGUAGAAGAAGCUAUAGCUAUGUCCAAGGCAGUUUCUGCAGUAUUGGAAACUGGAAAGUUUCAGCUGCGAAAAUGGAUGUCUAAUGACAAGGAAAUUUUGAGUGGUAUGAGUCACGAUGAUAAAGAGUUUAAUGUGAUAGAAUUUGGUGAGAACGAAAACGCAAAAACCUUGGGUUUAACUUGGUCAUGUGCGUCAGACUAUUUGACUUAUACCAUAGGGAAAUAUGACAUAUGUAAUAAGGUUUCUAAGAGGACAAUUUUGUCUAGUAUCGCUCAGGUUUUUGACCCGCUAGGGCUGCUAUCACCGUGUGUGAUCAUUGUUAAAAUUUUAAUUCAAAAGCUGUGGCUGGAAAAGUUGUCGUGGGAUGAAGCGUUGCCAUCAAAUCUCCAUAAUGUAUGGUUGAAGUUUCGUAUGGAGUUAUACAGUAUAAAUGAUCUUAAAAUUCCGCGACACGCGUCGUGUCCAAAGGCUCUAGUGGUAGAAUUGCAUGGAUUUUCUGACGCAAGCGACGAUGCCUAUGGGGGUGCUAUUUAUUUGCGCACUAUAGAUAGUGAGGGUACUAUUACUGUGAGGCUUUUGUGCGCCAAAAGUAAAGUGAGUCCUUUAAAGCGAUUAACAACGCCGCGCUUAGAAAUUUGUGGAGCUCUAGUGUUAGCGCGUUUACUGGACAAAGUUUUGAGGUCAUUAAAUAUGAAAAUAAAUAGAUGUGUUCUCUGGACUGAUUCAACGAUAGUGAUAGGGUGGCUUAGAACUUCUCCAAACAUGCUUCAAACCUUUAUUAGUAGCAGGGUGUCAGAAAUUCAAUCGUUGACUGCUAACCAGGAAUGGAGGCAUAUUUCAUCCAAACUUAAUCCAGCGGAUGUCUUAUCACGCGGUGUUUCUCCAAAGCAAAUCUUAAAUUUGGAUUUAUGGUGGAAUGGUCCACAAUUUUUGGGAGGAGAUGAAGAUACUUGGCCCCAGUCUAUCGUUAAGCCGGAAAAUCUACCUGACUUGCGCACAAAAAAGAAAAUUUUUUCUCUCAUGUCUAUUGAGUUUGAUGAGUAUAUUUUUAGUAAGUUUUCUAGCUACAGUAAAUUGGUUCGAGUGACGGCUUGGGUGUUGAGAUUUCGUCAAAAUUGUGUGGCUGAGAAAAACGGAUAUAAUCUUCUUAAGGGUUCUCUUUCUACAAAGGAAAUUAACAACGCAAUAUCAUGCUUAGUGAGGGCUUCUCAAAAAUUAAGUUUUUCUGAGGAAUAUAGUUGUUUAGAACAGGGAAUACCUCUUGAGAACAAGAGCCGCCUUUUGUCUUUAAAUCCUUUUCUAGACGGAAAAGGACUUUUACGGGUAGGAGGUCGACUGCGACAUGCAGAUUUUAGCUUUAACAAAAGACAUCCCAUGUUAAUUUCUCCUAAGCAUCCAAUUGCCAAAUUGAUUUGUGAUUACGAACACAAAAGGUUGAUGCAUGCCGGACCUCAAUUAUUGCUAGCAUCAAUAAGGAAUAAGUAUUGGCCAGUGUCAGGAAGAAAUUUGGUAAGGGCUACAGUUAAAAAAUGUCUAAGGUGUUGCCGGUUUAGCCCUCAAGCCAUAAGGCCUAUCAUGGGUGAUCUUCCUGCUGAUAGAUUAAAUUCUCGAAGUGUUUUUGAAAUUGUCGGUGUCGAUUACAUGGGACCUCUUCAUAUUAAAGAUAAAAAAGGUCGAGGUGCUAAGAUGUCCAAGUGCUAUGUUAGUGUUUUUGUGUGCUUUUUAACUAAGGCACUGCACUUGGAAGUUGUAACCGAUCUUACUAGCGAUGCAUUUUUAUUAACGUUUAGACGAUUCGUGGCUCGCCGCGGCAAACCUAGUCAGGUUUUUUCGGAUAAUGGGAAAAUGAGAAAAGGUUGGGUGAUAUGUUUGCGCAAGAAGGAGUGCAAUGGCAUUUUAUACCAGCCCAAUCCCCUCACUUUGGAGGAUUAUGGGAGGCGGGUGUAA